Molecule: messenger RNA, 4214 nt
Organism: Ricinus communis (castor bean)
Lineage: Eukaryota; Viridiplantae; Streptophyta; Magnoliopsida; Malpighiales; Euphorbiaceae
Product: putative disease resistance protein RGA1
Exons: 2
Coding region: 342-3707 (1121 amino acids)
Biological process (GO): defense response to other organism
Molecular function (GO): ADP binding
Source: RefSeq, a predicted model, not a curated record
AUGAAAAAUGAUGAUAUAACAAUCCAAAUAAAUGUGGAUUAAAUUCACAGAAAUUGUAAUAGAAAUUGAACGGCAUUGAGAUGAUAUUAGGCUCAAUUUCAAGAGUUUGGUGGAAACAAAUUGUAUGGCUUUUCCAAUCAGUGUUGACGUUGAUGCCGCGUGGAGCCCAGAAGUCGAAGAAGGAGAAAGUCUAUUACUGCACCGCCUUGCGGAAGGCGGUAGCGGUGGUUUAGUUUUUUUUUUUUUUUUUUUAAUUAGCCUACCUUAUCUUUCUUAUUACCCCCCUCGUUUUUCUGUUUUUAUUUUUUUUCCUUUUGAAGAGAUCUGUGAUACCAAUUAAUAUGGCAGAUGCACUUCUUUCAGCUCUUGCAAGUACAAUCUUGACAAACCUGAAUUCUUUAGUAUUGGGUGAGUUUGCAGCUGCUUGUGGGUUGAGAGCUGAACUCAACAAUCUUGAAAGCACUUUUACUACUAUCCAAGCUGUUCUCCAUGAUGCAGAGGAGAAGCAGUGGAAGAGUGAGUCCAUCAAAAAUUGGUUGCGAAAGCUCAAGGAUGCAGCUUAUGAAGCUGAUGAUCUUCUUGAUGAGUUUGCCAUACAAGCUCAAAGGCGUAGGCUGCCAAAAGAUCUAACAACACGUGUAAGAUCUUUCUUUUCUCUUCAAAAUCCUGUUGUUUUUAAAGUGAUGAUGUCCUAUAAGUUGAGGAAUCUUAAGGAGAAGUUAGAUGCCAUUGCUAGUGAAAGGCAUAAGUUCCACUUAAGAGAGGAAGCUAUUAGGGAUAUAGAAGUUGGUAGCUUAGAUUGGCGACAGACCACUUCUCUUGUUAAUGAGUCAGAAAUCAUAGGGAGAGAUAAGGAAAAAGAGGAGUUAAUCAAUAUGUUGCUGACCAGUUCAGAAGAUCUUUCUGUUUAUGCUAUAUGCGGCAUGGGAGGACUUGGAAAGACUACACUUGCUCAACUUGUCUACAAUGAUACAACUGUAAAAAGGCUUUUUGAUAUGAGAAUUGGGGUUUGUGUGUCUGAUGAUUUUGACUUAAGGAGGUUGACGAGAGCCAUUCUAGAGUCCAUUGAAGGCUGCCCUCCUAACUGUCAAGAGAUGGAUCCCUUGCAACGACAGCUCCAAGAAAGGUUGAGUGGAAAGAAAUUCUUGCUUAUGCUGGAUGAUGUGUGGAAUGAGUCCAGUGAUAAGUGGGAUGGGAUAAAGAAUAUGAUACGUUGUGGAGCUACAGGAAGUGUUGUGACAGUAACUACCCGUAAUGAGAACAUUGCUCUAAUGAUGGCCACAACACCUACAUAUUACAUUGGAAGAUUGUCAGAUGAUGAUUCCUGGUCUUUGUUUGAGCAAAGGGCGUUUGGAUUGGAAAGAAAAGAAGAGUUUCUACAUUUGGAAACCAUAGGAAGAGCCAUAGUCAACAAGUGUGGAGGAGUUCCUCUAGCAAUUAAGGCCAUGGGAAGCUUAAUGCGACUCAAAAGAAAAAAGAGUGAAUGGUUAUCUGUCAAGGAAAGUGAGAUGUGGGAGUUAUCAAAUGAAAGGAACAUGAAUGUUUUACCUGCUUUGAGGUUAAGUUAUAAUCAUUUAGCACCACAUCUGAAACAAUGUUUUGCAUUUUGCUCAAUAUUUCCAAAGGAUUUCCACAUAAAGAAGGAAAAAUUGAUAGAACUAUGGAUGGCAAAUGGCUUCAUUCCUUGCCAAGGAAAAAUGGAUUUGCACGACAAGGGCCAUGAGAUUUUUUAUGAAUUAGUAUGGAGGUCAUUUCUUCAAGAUGUGGAAGAGGAUCGUCUAGGCAACACUACAUGUAAAAUGCAUGAUCUUAUCCAUGAUCUUGCACAAUCUAUGAUGAUAGAUGAGUGCAAGUUGAUCGAGCCCAACAAGGUCUUACAUGUCCCAAAGAUGGUUCGUCACUUAAGCAUUUGUUGGGAUUCGGAGCAAUCUUUUCCUCAAAGCAUCAACCUCUGCAAAGUUCAUUCGUUGCGUUCAUUCCUUUGGAUUGAUUAUGGAUACAGGGACGACCAGGUGUCUUCCUACUUGUUUAAGCAGAAGCAUUUGAGAGUCUUGGAUUUACUCAAUUACCAUCUGCAAAAACUACCAAUGUCAAUUGACAGGUUGAAACACUUGAGGUAUUUAGAUUUUUCAUAUUCAAGCAUCAGAACUCUACCAGAAUCAACAAUCUCCCUCCAAAACUUGGAGAUACUGAAUCUUAAACAUUGCUAUAAUCUCUGCAAAUUACCGAAAGGUUUGAAGCACAUUAAAAAUCUCGUAUAUCUUGACAUCACUAAUUGUGAUUCACUUAGCUAUAUGCCUGCUGAAAUGGGAAAAUUGACUUGUCUGAGAAAGCUCAGCCUCUUCAUUGUGGGAAAAGACAAUGGCUGCCGCAUGGAGGAGCUGAAAGAAUUGAAUCUUGGGGGAGAUUUAAGCAUCAAGAAGCUUGAUUAUGUUAAAAGUUGUGAAGAUGCCAAGAAUGCUAAUUUGAUGCAGAAGGAGGAUCUUAAAUCAUUAAGCCUAUGUUGGUCAAGGGAAGGAGAAGACAGUAGCAACCUAUCAGAAGAGGUUCUUGAUGGCUGCCAACCCCAUUCAAAUUUAAAGAAAUUGAGCAUAAGGAAAUAUCAAGGUUCAAAAUUUGCAAGUUGGAUGACGGACUUAAGUCUCCCCAAUCUAGUGGAAAUUGAGCUUGUUGAUUGUGAUAGAUGUGAACACCUUCCGCCAUUUGGGGAACUGAAGUUCCUCGAGAUUCUCGUAUUGAGAAAAAUAAAUGGUGUGAAGUGUAUUGGAAGUGAGAUAUACGGGAAUGGAAAAAGUUCAUUCCCAUCAUUGGAGAGUUUGAGUCUCGUUUCUAUGGAUAGCUUAGAGGAAUGGGAAAUGGUGGAAGGUAGAGAUAUUUUUCCAGUCCUAGCAAGCUUGAUUGUCAAUGAUUGUCCUAAAUUGGUGGAAUUACCAAUCAUACCAUCGGUUAAAACAUUACAAGUUUGUUGGGGAAGUGAAAUCUUGGUCAGGUCAAUUCAGAAAUUUAAUUUCAUUAUCAACCUAGUCUUUUUUGGCUACAGGGAGUUGACACAUCUUCCCGAUGCACUGUUGCAAAACCAUUUACUACUUGAGGAUCUACAAAUUGGUAGCAUGUGGGGUGUCAAGUCAUUGUCAAAUCAACUAAAUAAACUAUCUGCCCUGAAAAGGUUGAGCCUUGACACUUUUGAAGAACUUGAAAGCAUGCCAGAGGGUAUUUGGAGCCUCAACUCAUUGGAGACACUAGAUAUACGUAGCUGUGGAGUUAAGUCCUUCCCACCAAUCAAUGAAAUCCGUGGCUUAUCUUCUCUUCGUCAGCUAUCCUUUCAAAAUUGUAGAGAAUUUGCUGUUCUUUCAGAGGGAAUGAGAGAUCUGACGACGCUCCAGGAUCUGCUUAUUAAUGGAUGUCCAAAGCUGAAUUUUUUGCCAGAGAGUAUCGGACAUCUCACUGCUCUCCGGGAACUGCGAAUUUGGCAUUGUGAGGGAUUGUCUUCUCUCCCAACUCAGAUAGGAAAUCUCAUUUCUCUUUCACUUCUGAAAAUCUGGCAUUGCCCUAAUUUGAUGUGUUUACCGCAUGGCAUAAGUAACCUGAAGAACCUGAAUGCACUUGAAAUUAAAAAUUGCCCAAAUCUGAAGAGGCGAUGUCAGAAAGAUAGAGGAGAGGAUUGGCCAAAAAUAGCUCACAUACCUGUCAUCCGCAUUAAAGAUUGAUAGUGAUCAUGGAAAUCUGUAGUUAAAAUAGUGUUGUCAUUUAUAUGUUGCAGCUGCAGAACUGACUGCCAUUGCAAUGCUGCUACAUGAAUUUUAUUUUAUUUUUUGUUUCCAUAGCAAUCAGCGACUCUGUAUUCAGCAGCACAAGAUUUUCUGACAGUCUACUACAAUCUUUGUCUGGCUGUUCGGCCCAGUUACAGAAGCUAAAACAAGUUGGGAAUCCUUGUAUCUUACUGUUUUCUUAUAUUAGCAUUGCAACCAUGGUGCACUAGCACAAUAAAAAGCCGAGGGAAGUACUACUUACAGCUUAGUGAAAGAUGGGGAUUGUCGAAUUCGGGAGGAAGUAAAUUGGGUAAUGCAGAGUGAAAGGAAACAAGAAGUGGUUCAAUAGGAAGAAAGAGUUGUGGCAGUUGAAAAGGUUGUUAAUGGCUGCAGCUAUUGCUUUGGGUGCAGAUAGUUCUGAUUCUGAAUUCUUGAUAAUUCCAUAACUCAUAUAUGAUUUCUUGA